Messenger RNA from Rattus rattus (black rat), 2262 nucleotides. RefSeq names its product CD276 molecule (gene Cd276). NCBI's taxonomy places the organism in Eukaryota, Metazoa, Chordata, Mammalia, Rodentia, Muridae. The record is from RefSeq and is a predicted model, not a curated record.
GGGCCCUGCCCAGCAGGCAGACUCAGGCCUCACCCUGGGAUCUCCGCCGCCGGGCCAAUCCAGCCUCUGGGGCGCACCCCGGCGGCCUUUCCCGGCCUUCAGCUUCCUCCGGCCGUCCCGCCCCUCACACUCCCGCCCCCGGCCCCAGUCUGGCCGGGCCUCGCGGCUGCUCUACCGACGGUGGCGGCGAUUGGGCUGCGCCCCGCCGCGUCCCCGAGUCCCGGGAGUCGGCGCGGCGCGGCAGGAGCAGCCAUCCGCCACGGACAGCCCAGCUGUCAGCUGUCUCACAGGAAGAUGCUUCGAGGAUGGGGUGGCCCCAGUGUGGGUGUGUCUAUGCGUACGGCACUGGGAGUGCUGUGCCUCUGCCUCACAGGAGCUGUGGAGGUCCAAGUCUCUGAAGACCCUGUGGUGGCCCUGGUGGAUACGGAUGCCACCCUACGCUGCUCCUUCUCCCCAGAGCCUGGCUUCAGCCUGAGACAGCUCAACCUCAUCUGGCAGCUGACAGACACCAAACAGCUGGUGCACAGCUUCACCGAGGGCCGGGACCAAGGCAGUGCCUAUGCCAACCGCACGGCGCUCUUCCCUGACUUGUUGGUGCAGGGCAAUGCAUCCCUGAGGCUGCAGCGUGUCCGAGUAACCGACGAGGGCAGCUACACCUGCUUUGUGAGCAUCCAGGACUUUGACAGCGCUGCUGUUAGCCUGCAGGUGGCCGCUUUCUACUCAAAACCCAGCAUGACUCUGGAGCCCAACACCUGGGGACAAGGCGACAUCAUGUGCUCUGGCUCCCAGGGCUGCCCUGAGGUCUCCGUGUUCUGGCAGGGCUCACCAGACUGGCCUUGACCUUAGAUGGCCGAGGAGCAGGGCUUGUUUGAUGUGCACAGCAUGCUUAGGGUGGUCCAGGAUGCUAAUGGUUCCUACUGAUGCCUGGUACUCAACGUAGUGUUACAGUAGGAUCACCACAAUCCACAGAAGUCUGACCCAGGAGGUAUGGAGGUCCAGGUCUCUGAAGACCCUGUGGUGGCCCUGGUGGGCAGUGACACGUCCCUAUGCUGUUCCUCUCCUGAGCGGUUCAGCCUGGCACAGUUUAACCUCAUCUGGCAACUAAUGAACACCCAAUAGCCUGUGCACGCUCCCCGGGGGCUGAGUGCAGAGCAGGCCUAUCUUAGCAGCUGCACAGCAUUCGUCCCUGACCUGCUGGUCUAGGGCAGUGUGUUCUUGAGGGUUCAGUGCAUGUAUGUAGCUGUUGGGGGAGUCCCCUGCUUCCUGGGCAUCCAGGCCUUUCGCAGUGCUGAUGCCAGCCUGCAGGUGGCAGCCCCCUACUCGAAGCCCAGCAUGACCCUGGAGCCCAACAAGGACCUGCGUCCAGGGGACAUGGUCACCAUCACGUGCUCCAGCUACCAGGGCUAUCCCGAGGCUGAGGUGUUCUGGAAGGAUGGACAGGGAUUGCCCUUGACUGGCAAUGUGACCACAUCCCAGAUGGCCAACGAGCGGGGCCUGUUCGAUGUUCACAGUGUGCUGAGGGUGGUGCUGGGCGCUAAUGGCACCUACAGCUGCCUGGUCCGCAACCCGGUGUUGCAGCAAGAUGCUCACGGCUCGGUCACCAUCACAGGGCAGCCCAUGACAUUCCCCCCUGAGGCUCUGUGGGUGACUGUGGGGCUCUCUGUCUGUCUUGUGAUACUGCUGGUGGCCCUGGCCUUCGUGUGCUGGAGAAAGAUCAAGCAGAGCUGUGAAGAGGAGAAUGCAGGUGCUGAGGACCAGGAUGGGGAUGGAGAAGGAUCCAAGACAGGUGAGUCUGGCCCUUUUAACUGGAGAGGACAGGAGAUGAGACUUCAUGCUCUGAGGUUUGAAGAACCCUCUGAUGGAGGCCUCCAACCCAGGGUCAACCACCACUCAGGAGUCUCCUACAUACCUUGGUCCAUCCUUCAGGACUGUACCAACUGAGGACUUUCCCAGAGGGGGGAGGAGGAGCGCUUCAGGAGAGAGGACGUCUCUUAUAAACAAAGGAGCCUUCGGCAAAUAACUGUCCUUUGGUCUGUUUUCCCACGUGUAAAAAAAUGGGUGUGAGAAUAGGACUCUAGGUGUUUCCACAUUGGAUUAAAUGAGAUGGUCUAUACAGAGGAUAGUACCACGCCUGGUGUCCAGUUAAGAGCUUGCGAUGGCGCCUGUUGUGAUAAAGCAGACAUCUGCGGACAGCCCAGUUCUCCUUAGAGGCUGUGCAACAUCAGCAAAAUGCUUUGCUCCCCCUGGGCUUCCACGGCCCUG